Messenger RNA from Cynoglossus semilaevis (tongue sole), 2235 nucleotides. It is a transcript of the gene katnal1, whose product is annotated as katanin p60 subunit A-like 1. The transcript is spliced from 11 exons. Gene Ontology annotation, biological process: microtubule severing. Gene Ontology annotation, molecular function: ATP hydrolysis activity; microtubule binding; microtubule severing ATPase activity. Bases 147 to 1634 code for a protein of 495 amino acids. Lineage: Eukaryota; Metazoa; Chordata; Actinopteri; Pleuronectiformes; Cynoglossidae. Gene Ontology annotation, cellular component: microtubule cytoskeleton. The record is from RefSeq and is a predicted model, not a curated record.
CAGUACUUGAAGGUAGCACGACAGCGGACGUGUCUGUGUAUCUCUUACAAACAGCAGCGUCUUUCUGCGGCCAUGGUAACACUCAUCACCGCAACCCGUGUGCACGGCAAGAAAUAACAGAAAACAACUAUUCCUUGUUCAAGCUAAUGUUCAUCAUGGAUUUGGCAGAGAUAUGCGACAAUGCAAAAAAGGGUCGUGAGUAUGCUCUGCUGGGGAACUAUGAGUCCUCCAUUGUGUACUAUGAGGGAGUCAUUCAGCAGAUUGACAAGCACCAAAAGUUCCUCCGAGACCCUGCGCUUAAAAUUAAAUGGAAACAAGUCAGGCAGGAACUUACUGAGGAGUGUGAGCAGGUGAAAAGCAUCAUGGGAACUCUGGAGAGCUUUAGAAUUGGAAGGUCAGCUGAUGCUGCCGCACCCUUUUCACUUCAGUGUAAAGAAAGACCAGAGGACCCUGCUGUUUGGCCUCCACCUAUUCCUGCAGAACACAGAAUUCCUGUUCCAGGAAAACGUCCGAGUAGUGUAGUGAAGCAGCAGAAAAGAGAAACACCAGUUGUGCAGAAUCGAGGGGCAGGACCGGGCGGGCGUAGUCAGGCUAACCCUAAAGCAGACAGACCUGGACAUCGAGAUGCGCGAGGCAUGAAGGCCAAGGAGGAUAAGGGAAAGAAAGGAGCGGCAGACUUGCCAGGAGAUGCUGAGAGGAAGUUUGAUGGCACAGGCUACGACAGUGAUCUGGUGGACAUGCUGGAAAGAGACAUUGUAUCUCGUAACCCUAGCGUACACUGGGGUGACAUCGCUGAUCUGGAAGAUGCCAAAAAGCUACUGAGAGAAGCAGUAGUUUUACCCAUGUGGAUGCCUGACUUUUUCAAGGGCAUUCGACGACCUUGGAAGGGUGUAUUAAUGGUCGGACCUCCAGGCACAGGAAAAACUCUGUUGGCAAAAGCAGUGGCCACAGAAUGCGGGACUACUUUCUUCAACGUGUCUUCGUCCACACUCACAUCCAAAUACAGGGGCGAGUCUGAAAAACUGGUUCGUCUGCUGUUUGAAAUGGCCAGGUUUUAUGCACCAACAACCAUUUUUAUAGAUGAGAUCGACUCCAUCUGUGGCAGACGAGGAACAUCUGAUGAACAUGAAGCCAGUCGGCGAGUUAAAUCAGAACUUCUAGUUCAGAUGGAUGGUGUUGGGGGAGCAGCCGAGAACGACGACCCUUCUAAGAUGGUGAUGGUCCUCGCUGCAACAAACUUCCCAUGGGACAUUGAUGAGGCGUUAAGACGCCGCUUGGAGAAGCGCAUCUACAUCCCCUUACCAACAGCUGUGGGCCGUGCGGAGCUGCUUAAGAUAAACCUGAAGGAGGUGGAGUUGGCUGCUGAUGUGGACAUGGAAGUGAUAGCUGAGAAGACUGAGGGCUACUCUGGAGCAGACAUCACCAACGUCUGCAGAGAUGCAUCCAUGAUGGCGAUGCGUCAUCGAAUCCACGGCCUGGGCCUGGAGGAGAUCCAAGCUCUGUCUAAAGAUGAGCUGCAGAUGCCUGUGACAAUGGAAGACUUUACUACAGCACUCAAAAAGAUCUCAAAGUCCGUCUCCGCUGCUGACCUAGAGAAGUAUGAAGCCUGGAUGACGGAGUUUGGAUCAGUAUAGAAAAACGGCACAGCGAUACUACGCAUUGGGAGAAUGAUCUCAUAUUGGUACUGUGUUCAGUAAUUGAACUAAUUUAGUAAUUUCCUAAUUAACUACUUGAACUUUUAUUAAAUUUGUAUUCGUUUUUAACUUGUAUUUCAAACAGUGAACAACAUCCAAUAAUGAGUAUAUUUGUUUUCUGUUGUCUUUUCUCUGUGUUACUUUGAGAUUUUCUAAGAUGCACUUUCUUGUAAAUACAAAUAAAUACAUUGUGACUAAGUUAAGCUGCUCCAUCUCAUGGUGUAUAGUCCACCCAAUUUUCCUAACAUCUAAGGUGCUGUUUUUGUCAGGUUUGCCAUCCUCUGACCCCCUGAUGUCUUACCUGAAAGUUUUAUGUUUUGUUAUAGGAGACCAAAAAUGAAUUAUUUGACAGAGAUUUAAAGAAUACGCAACCAAAUUUGUUUAAGGUAUAAUGGAAGUUCAAACAAACAAAUAAGAAGCCUUUUUUGUUUUGAAGUAAUUUUACAAAAGUGAAUGUCCCACAACAGAACAUGCUGUCCUAUGAAGUGUUUUAUGUAUUUUGAUGUUUCUUGUCCACUAAUAAAACGAAUAAUGAAAGAAC